Messenger RNA from Geodia barretti, 2307 nucleotides. The record is from the annotation of a GenBank genome assembly. NCBI's taxonomy places the organism in Eukaryota, Metazoa, Porifera, Demospongiae, Tetractinellida, Geodiidae.
ACAGGUGUGUAUAUAAAUGCUACCCAGCGGGUGAACGCAUACACUAGUCUGUAGAUAUCGAGAAAGCAAGUAGUUACUGUUUGGAGCAAUGAGCAGCAAGAAAACAGUUGACAAGGAAAAAGGGGGGAGCAGUGAACUGCUGACACCAAGGCAAGUUUCAGAGCUGUAAAAUGCAUGUGAAAUGCUACCAAAAGCUCUUUUCAGUACUAAAACCUACUGUAACCCUGCAGUUCCAGUUUCAAGUUUCGAAGAGCAAAAGACAAAGACACUAAGCCAACUUCGGCAAGGACAGGAUUUAAACUGGGUAGAAAUAGAAAUGAAGAAGAAAGUUCUAUCGAAUCAGUACGAGAAGCUUUUGGAUUAGAACAGCCAGAGGGUCGAAGUAGAGUGUACUCGGCAACAAGGAGAUCCAGUUGCAAGCACUUUCUAGUAACACUGACUAUUGGAGCAGUUAUAGCAUUCCUAAUAGUACUCGUAAACGAUGCCGUGGUAGUCGUCUACUUGGAGCAUCAGAACCAACAGCUGAAAGACUCGGACACCAGUCUGGCACAAGAUGCACAACUGGGAGACACCAGUAUCCAAACCACGCUCAUGGAACAAAUCAAAAGUCUCCAGAGCAACUUUACGGCCGAGCUGGGAGCCAUGAAACGGAAACUGAGCGACACCGAAGACAGACAACACAAGCACCUUGAAGCAUUUGAGAUAAUGCAACAGGCACUCAACAUAGCCGAAGAGAAGCUGGAAAAUGCCACCGAUAAGAUAUCGCUUUUGGAGGAAAACCACGUGGCUGCGGUAAAGAAAAUGGAAGAAGAACUGAUCGCAACAAACGAACAGUUGCACAACGCAAUCGUCAGGAUUGAGGUGUUAGAAUCUGAACUAAGCAUCGCAGGUGGAGCGAUUGUGACUCUGAAUGCUACCAAGGCUAGCGUAGUGGCAGUGAGUGAGGUCACUGAUAGACUUUCACUACUGGACAGAGAAAAAGCCUCCCGAGCUGAGUUUGUGGUCCUCUCCGCCAACCUAACACUGCUGGCAGAGGUUAGUACACAGGCACACAAAGAUAUACGACAGGAACUGAACGAGCUAUCCAACACUGCACUCAACCAGACCCACCACGAUCAGCUGGAAGAAUUUAUCGCCAUAUUUGCCUCCACCAAGGCCAACCAGAGCAACUUUGAAAUUCUGGUCUCACGUGUGGCAACCCUACAAAACAGCACCGACGAACUGUCUCAGACGCUGGAAUACACGACAGGGGAAUUAGAGGUAGAUAUACAAGACUUGUUCACAGUAGCACACAACGCGACGCUUGCUGUUGCCAGCAUUUCAGACCAGGUGGCAGUCCUGAAAACUACAAAGGUGGAGAGGGCUGAAUUUGACAGUCUCUCGGCAAAUCUGACGUCCCUAAGAAGCACCACAUCCAGGAUAGACCAAAAACUUAGAUAUGACAUCGACGAUCUAGCUACGUACUAUCAAUCGAACGCUACAGCACAUGUGAACAUGUUCGCGGAGACCAAAGCUACUGUCUGACUUGAAAGCACUCGAAAAACGGGUUUAUAACCUAUCCCGGGACAUCAAUGGUAGCAUCAGUGAAUUGACUCGGGGCCUCACUACUCUAGGAGAGACCGUACAAACAGUCGCUGCAAAAGUCGAGGAACAAGACGUGAUGCACUAACAAUGAGGUUGGUAAUUUAGAUAGGGAUUAGGACGUUGAGAACAAAAACGGUUAAUGAGCUAAAAUGAGAAAAGUAAAACAAGAAACUGUCCAAUUCGUAUGUCCCGUGUCUGACGGCGAGGAAGUGACAGAGCACAUCAUCGUCUCAAGAAAACACACGAUCAGCUGGCAUUGAUAUCACUGACAACGAAAACACAAAUCAACGCAACACAAAAGAAAUAUCUGAUGUGGAAGACAGCAUAGCCAGCUCCAGACACAAUCGAGUGCCUAUUCUCUGGGGAUAGCGUCUCUGGAUUGAUGGCCAUUACUGUCUCUCUGGUACUGCUGAAUAGUCUUCAUCCCUACUAACCACUUAUCACACUCACGCAUAAUAUCUGCACAUCUGCACAUCGGUAACUUAUGCAUGUACAUUAUGUACAUUAUGUACAUUGUGAUAUAUGUACAUUAUGUACAUGUAAGUACAUCCCCACCACUUCAUGUGUGUACAUUCCCACCACUCUUUUCUAUACCUGUAAGUCAUACCAACGUGGUGUGUUGCAAGUAUGUACGUCCCCACCACUGUUUGCAACAGCUGUAUGUAUGUAGGUCAUACCAACGUGUGUGUGUGUUAUAUCCAACAUAGAGUUGGAGUUGCCAAA